AUGUCUUUUUUUUCAUAUUUCCUUUCCAUCUUCUGCAGGAAGAAGCUCUCUAACUUCUCCCACAGUAGUAACUGGAAGAGUGCGUGCAACUAUGUGACGAAGCGCUACAUGGAGCCUGUGGACAAGGAUGUGUACUUUGAGGAUGUCCGGCUGCAGAUGGAGGCCAAACUCUGGGGAGAAGAGUACAACCGCCACAGGCCACCCAAACAGGUAUGGAUGGAACAUUUAAUUAACCAAUGAGUCAUCCAGUUGACUGACUGAUUGGAUUGUGAAUUUUCCACAAUUUUUUAAAGUUAAACUAACCAUUCCUCUCACUCUUUCUCUCUCCUCCCCCCCAGGUGGACAUCAUGCAGAUGUGUGUGAUUGAGAUGAUGGAGCGUCCUGGUAAACCUCUGUACCACCUGGAGCACUACAUCGAGGGGAAGUACAUCAAAUACAACUCCAACUCUGGCUUUGUCAAGGAUGACAACAUCAGGCUCACUCCACAGGUACAGUGGGUGUUACUGCUCACUCCACAGGUACAGUGGGUGUUACUGUUCACUCCACAGGUACACUGGGUGUUACUGUUCACUCCACAGGUACACUGGGUGUUACUGUUCACUCCACAGGUACACUGGGUGUUACUGUUCACUCCACAGGUACAGUGGGUGUUACUGCUCACUCCACAGGUACAGUGGGUGUUACUGCUCACUCCACAGGUACAGUGGGUGUUACUGUUCACUCCACAGGUACAGUGGGUGUUACUGCUGUAAAUGUGUUGUCCAACUUUAUGGAUUACUCCUGAGCUGCAGAACCCAAAGAUGCAUCUUCCUCUUUCUGUUAUCAAUUGCUAGAUUUUUCGAUGUAAUAGAUGCGGUAAAGAGGUCAAUGGAACUCGAUUAUGAUCAGAGUAUUUAUUUGUAAUUAUCCGUGCCAAUUGUCGGGUGCCAGCACGCAUCUUUCUCAUGUCAGUCAGUCAAGUGAGUUGCUACAUGGUCUAAAUAACUCAACUGGCUAGUUUGCCUGUUUGUAAAGAGAAGGGCGGGCUGUACAUUAAUCCUGCUGCUCUGAUUGGAUAGAGUGAAGCUUUAUUUCCCUGUCCACUCGCUUCAUAAUUUCACCCGAUCACUUUCACUUCUCUGUUUCAGUCUGAACAUUCAGACUGCUGCUGCCUCCUGCUAGCCUGCUACUAUGAUAAAUCAAAUGGUAAAAACGUUGAGGACACAGACACAGGUCAGACAUACACACCCCUCCGCGGAUCUUAAUCUGCAGCUUGUUUGGUCUAUAAACGUGCACGGAGAUAGGUGUUUUCUACUUAGGCAUAUUAAAACAUUAGUUUUUUUCGAUCAUGAGUAUCAUCUGAUCUAACUAUCAACUGUCAAUUUAUGGAUACAAUUACGAAUAUGGCCAUGUCGCCACACCCCUAGCUUGUAUGGAUGUCAACCCCAAUACAUGUUUGUCAUCGUCACCAAUCAACUGCAUUGCUGUUAAAAACGACUGACUACCACCACCAAUUUCUGUAUGUUAGCUAUGCUACCAGCUUAUACGAACGGGAGUUAGCAUCCAAAUCGGACUUAGUAGCCACAUUGUGGGCCUGUUACAAUAUUCAAUCAUGACGGAUUUGACGAAUAUCCACUUUGUUAGAUCAGAUUUGUUGAAUGUGCACCAAUCCAGCGUCCUUCUUCUAUCCCUCAUGGUCUGCGUUCCAUUGACCUCUUUACCGUAUCUAUGCUUUUUUCUUUGUUCUGUGUGUGUGAACCUGCAACCUUUCAAAAUGUCUGUAAGCCACCAUCUUUUCGUCGUCUGCCGGUAACCCUAGUAUUUUUCUGUCUGCCUGCAGGCAUUCAGUCACUUCUCGUUUGAGCGUUCGGCCCACCAGCUGAUCGUGGUGGACAUCCAGGGGGUGGGGGACCUCUACACGGACCCUCAGAUCCACACAGAGAAGGGGACGGACUUCGGAGAUGGAAACCUGGGUACGGCUUCCUCUCACACAGUCAACACAAUGAGGUAGACUGACAUUUUGAGUUGUGACCCACCUAGCGAAAGACUUUCAAAUAGAUUGCAACUUACUUGUUUGUGUGUUACAGGUGUGCGAGGCAUGGCACUGUUCUUCCACUCCCACCUGUGUAAUAAGAUCUGUAAGAGUAUGGGGCUCACACCCUUUGACCUCUCCACUGCAGAGAAAAGCCAGCUAGACUGCACCAACACACUGCUGGUGAGACCAUAGAAAUACAGUGCAUUCGGAAAGUAUUCAGACCCUUUCCCUUUUUCAACAUUUUGUUACAUUACAGCCUUAUUCUAAAAUGUAUUAAAUUAAUUGUUUUCCUCAACAAUCUACACACAAUACCCCAUAGUGACAAAGUGAAAACAGGUUUUUAGAUUUUUUGCAAAUGUAUUUAAAAUAAAAGCAGAUACCUUAUUUACAUAAGUAUUCAGACCCUUUGCUAUGAGACUUAAAAUUGAGUUCAGGUGCAUUAUGUUUCCAUUGAUCAUCCUUGAGAUGUUUCUACAACUUGAUUUGAGUGCAACUGUGGUAAAUUAAAUUGAUUAGGCAUGAUUUGGAAAGGCACACACCUGUCCAUACAAGGUCCCACAGUUGACAGUGCAUGUCAGAGCAAAAACCAAGCCACGUGGUCGAAGGAAUUGUCCGAGACAGGAUUGUGUCGAGGCACAGAUCUGGGGAAGGGUACGAAAAAAUGUCUGCAGCAUUGAAGGUCCCCAAGAACACAGUGGCCUCCAUUAUUCUUAAAUGUAAGAAGUUUGGAACCACCAAGACUCUUCCUAGAGCUGGCCGCCUGGCCAAACUGAGCAAUCGGGGGAGAAGGGCCUUGGUCAGGGAGGUGACCAAGAACCCGAUGGUCACUCUGACAGAGCUCCAGAGUUCCUCUGUGGAGAUGGGAGAACCUUCCAGAAGGACAACCAUCUCUGCAGCACUCCACAAAUCUGGCCUUUUAUAGUAGAGUGGCCAGACCUCAGGAAAAGGCACAUGAGAGCCUGCUUGGAGUUUGACAAAAGGCACCUAAAGACUUUUAGACCAUGAGAAACAAGAUUAUCUGGUUGGAUGAAACCAAGAUUGAACUCUUUGGCCUGAAUGCCAAGCGUCACGUCUGGAGGAAAUCUGGAACCAUCCCUACGGUGAAGCAUGGUGGUGGCAGCAUCAUGCUGUGGGGAUGUUUUUCAGCGGCAGGGACUGGGAGACUAGUCAAGAUCGAGGGAAAGAUGAACAGAGCAAAGUACAGAGAAAUCCUUGAUGAAAAGCUGCUCCAUAGCGCUCAGGACCUCGGACUGGGGUGAAGGUUCACCUUCCAACAGGACAACGACCCUAAGCACACAGCCAAGACAACGCAGGAAGGGCUUCGGGACAAGUCUCUGAAUGUCCUUGAGUGGCCCAACCAGAGCCCAAACUUGAACCAACCAGAGCCCAAACUUGAACCUGAUCAAACAUCUCUGGAGAGACCUGAAAAUAGCUGUGCAGCGACGCUCCCCACCCAACCUGACAGAGCUUGAGAGGAUCUGCAGAGAAGAAUGGGAGAAACUCCCCAAAUACAGGUGUGCCAAGCUUGUAGCAUCAUACCCAAGAAGACUCAAGGCUGUAAUCGCUGCCAAAGGUGCUUCAACGAAGUAUUGAGUAAAGGGUCUGAAUACUUAUGUAAAUGUGAUAUUUCCGUUUUUUUUUUUUUUUUUAUAAAUGUGCAAAAAUGUCUAAACCAGUUUUUGCUUUGUUAUUAUGGGGUAUUGUGUGUAAAUUGAUGAGGGAAUAAAAACAAUGUAAUCAAUUUUAGAAUAAGGCUGUAACAUACCAAAAUGUGGAAAAAGUCAAGGGGUCUGAAUACUUUCCGAAUGCACUGUAUAAUUAUAUUGAAGUAGAAUCAAAGGGCGUGUGGCUGACACACAGCAUCACGUAUCUCCUAGGUAUAGCCACAGUCAUCAUAUUACCACAGAAAUUAUAUCAGUACAUCAGACAGAAUACCACCUCGGAAAUGAUAUCACCACAGGCUAAGACCUCAGGUCACUGUAUGCAGCUAUUUAGAAUGGUCAUUUUAGUUCUCAUCUUUUAACAAUAUUUUCAACUCUCUCCUCCAAUUAGAAGUCGGCCCAGACGGUACUGAGGGGUAGUGAGGAACAGUGUGGUUUUGCUCGUUUUCGUACUAUCUCAGGGGGCCGUGUGCCCCCACUUCUCUCCCGCCUGUCGGAGACCUCGUCUGGGGACGACUCUAUGAGUGACAUAAGUGACUCCAUCCCCUGCUCGCCCCUCGCCUUCCCCGGCUCUCCACUAGGACAGCACUUCUCUAUGGGCUCCAUGGGCAAGUCUCCUCUGGGUAAGAACAGUUUUUAGAGGUUAUAGUUUACCCAAAUUAAAACCGUAUCACAUUUUUUGAAGAUCUAGAAGGUAAUCUGUGGGCCUGUAAAGUCAGUGACCCAACAUCUGGGUUUGUGUUCUUAUUUUCAGCCCAGCAUUAGCAUUAUGUUCCAAAUAGCAUGCCUAAAUCCCCAUAAAAAAACUAACUUCAAAACAGUUUUGUUAUUUGAUACAUUAGACUAGAGGUUGAAUAAACAAGGGCUCUGUUUGAGAUAUAGUUGAACUACUUCAACUUUUAUGUAAAAAAAUAAAAAAAUAUCAGCCAUUAAAUGUUUUAAUCUAACGUCUGUUUCUCACCCUCAGGUUGGUCUUUCAUAAAUGAGAUGGAUGAACGGGAGAAACACAACUGCAGCCGCAGCCCAGAACACAAGGUCAGUCAAGGCUUUGUGGAAAUGACUCUGAUGAUCCUGAUCACAAGAAUGACAUUAGUUAUGGUUGGCAUGUUCUGAGGGCUGUGGGGGUUUUUUUUCUGUAGGACUCAGAGAAUGGAGGAGACAGUGGUUGUCCAAGUGAGAGGAGGAGUGAAGGGGACCCCAACGACCAUGCAGAUGGGGUACAUUACUCUUCUCUACACCAACACUCUGUCUUAGUGAGCCUGUCCAUCACAAAUGCUUUAUGGAAACUGUCAACUGCUGUAACACUUUGUACUCUUUCUCUUUUGUCUUGUGUUGUUUAUCUAUAGCUGACACCAAAGUUAUUGUUCAUGUUUGCUCACCAUGACAUGGAUUAUUUCUUGACUCACCAGCAUUAAAAGCUGUUAAACUAUUACCCUUUGUAUAGCUAUGUUAGUGUGAACCUGGCCCUCUCUUUAGCUCUGUUUAUGGCCUCUUAGGCAGUAGGUUUUAUACUGUAUGAUGUCACCAUGUAGGCCCGCCCCCACCGCUACAACAGAUACUACUCUGAGUCGGACGAGGACAGUGUGAGAAGGGUAAACAAAAUAGAUAUCUUUAAUCUUCAUCACCAUCAUAAUCACCAAAGCCACCGUCGCCAUAAUCAAAUAAUCAUGUACUCAACCCUCUGUGAAUCAUGUACCCCUAUCCCCUUGCUGAAUAGUGUAGUGUUCCUGCUAUCUAAUGCCUUCAUCCAUGAGCUAACUGAGUUCUUGCUGCUGUCUGUCUCCUUACUGGAGAAAGGUUCCCAUCAGAUCUUCCCCUAACCCAAACUUAAACUCUCCUGCCGUAAACAACCCCAACAGCCAACCGGUGAUUUCCUGCCCUCUGCAUGAAGGUCUCUAACACAGGCCUCUCCCGCUGCAGUGUGGAGCAGCUGUUGAUUUGACACUUGCUUGUUUUCUAACGAUACAUGCUUAGUAUGGGCAAAAGUUUGAGUGCACCCAAGAAAGAGAAUGCAAACUUGUUGAAACACAAUAGAGAAAUCAGCAGAAGCCCUGUGUUUUAGUCUUAUUCCUUGUUUGGCCUGUCCAUGUCCACAUGUCUACCUGCCCCCAUACUGAUCAAAUCACCUAACCAAUCAGUCUAACUGCCUGUUCCGUCUCUUAGUGCAUGCCUGGAGUGUGAAAUAUGAUUUGCAUUAGUGCUUGAGUUGUUGUUACUUUGAACAAGCAUUACUACAGAUACAGUGCUUCAUUGUCCUUUCCUAAGCUCUGUGUGUCUGUGUCCAGCUGACAGAUGAGAAAUGGAGUGUCUACCACUCGUCUCGUUCUCACUUCCACCGGCCAUCCUGUGUUGCUGUGGAGAUGGAGAGACUCGACUCACUAAUCCUGGAGAGGAAGAUCGGCAAGUCCAUCCUGGGGAAGGUGAGUGGCACACACACACACACACACACACUAAACACACACAAUAUAUCUCCUCUGGCCUCUCCCCCAGGUCCACCUGGCGAUGGUGCAUUACCACGAGGCUGGUCGAUUCUGUGAGAAGGAGGAGCAGUGGGACCAGGACUCAGCCAUGUACCACCUGGAGAGAGCCGCCAUGUGUGGGGAACUAGAGGCUAUCGUAGCCCUGGGACAGUGUUGCCUACAGCUGCCACACCAUAUACUGUCAGAGAUGGAGCUAGAGGUAUUUAUCUCUCACUCUCUCUCUGUAUUUAUCUAUAUAAUAAUAAUAAUAAUAAUAAUAUGCCAUUUAGCAGACGCUUUUAUCCAAAGCGACUUACAAUCAUGCGUGCAUACAUUUUUGUGUAUGGGUGGUCCCGGGGAUCGAACCCACUACCUUGGCGUUACAAGCGGCGUGCUCUACCAGCUGAGCUACAGAGUGUGUAUUAGAGAGGUGUCUUUUGAAUCUCUCUGUUAUUACAAGCUAUAUGUUGCUGUCUUGUCAUCAGGACAACUCAGGGUGUCGUAUGAAGGGCUUUAAGCUCCUACUGCAGGCUGCUGAGGCAGGACACAGACCCUGCAUGAUCCUGGUGGCCAGGGCCUUCGACACCGGCAUCAACCUCUCACCAGACAGGUCAGAGACUGGUGGGAUAUAUCAGAUACAGUAUCAACUUGUGAUGGGCUGUGUCUAAAAUGGCACCAUAUUUAUUAAUUAGCCUACAUGGCGAUAUCUACCUAGAGAUCUGAGAAAGAUUAGAAUUGAUCAGGACUGUGAAAUUGAUAUUUUAAAAAACUAUUAUAAGCCUUCUCUGUGCUUCUCAGGUCCCAGGACUGGAAGGAGGCGAUGAGAUGGUACAACUGUGCCCUGAACAUGACAGACUAUGAUGAGGGGGGUGAGUUUGACGGCAUUCUGGACGAGCCUUGCUACCUGCUGCUAGCCAGAGAGGCUGAGAUGUACCAGGAGGGGGGCCACAGCCUGGACCCAGACCCACAGAGAGCAGGUAAGGCACAGCGCAAAGAACCACACCUGAGCUUAGAACCUAUAACUAUUACCCUAGAACCCUACAGUCCUAACUUGAGCCUUCAGUGUGAGAACCUUUUGUUGAACUUACAGUAACUAACCAAAGACUCCCUCUCUGCUGCAGGUGAUCUGUUCACAGAGGCAGCAGACGCAGCCAUGGAGGCGAUGAAGGGCCGACUGGCCAACCAGUACUAUAUGAAAGCAGAGGAGGCCUGGGGCAUGAUGGAGGAAGAGGAGUAGGAGACGAAGGGGCUGUCAUUCUGUAAGGCCAAAGGAAUCGGCUAAAGCAGAAUCAACCUGGAACCCAGGAUAAUGUUGUGAUGGAUCCUCCUCCCUAACGGUUUAAAGUUUACAGACACAUUCACUGUGUGAUUUCCAAAAUGCUGUGUGAGUGUUUGAUCUGUAUAUGACCUUUUAUGCAGCCGUCCUCCGGCCUAGCUGUCUUUCUUGGUGCUGUAGAGGGAAUUAUGUCUGGUCCUUGUCUUGUACUUUUCUAUUCCUGUCCCCAUUGCCCUCUGGACAUAUGAAUGUGGUUGCAUUUCAGAGGCAAUUUUCUAAAAACAUGUGUGUGUGCUUGCUAGCUUAAAGGGAUACUUUGGGAUUUU
Coregonus sp. 'balchen' is the source of this 7736-nucleotide messenger RNA. Lineage: Eukaryota; Metazoa; Chordata; Actinopteri; Salmoniformes; Salmonidae. The record is from the annotation of a GenBank genome assembly.